Molecule: messenger RNA, 1323 nt
Organism: Aspergillus thermomutatus
Lineage: Eukaryota; Fungi; Ascomycota; Eurotiomycetes; Eurotiales; Aspergillaceae
Exons: 3
Coding region: 1-1323 (440 amino acids)
Source: RefSeq, a predicted model, not a curated record
AUGGACACCAACGCGCUUAUUGAUCUCGUGCACGAGGUGCAGGGUCAGCUUCGGGUUGACAAGGUGAACGAGACCCACAGAACGGGCCGUCUCUGCCAGUGGGUGUCGUCUUUGCAUCCCGACAAGCUUCCCUGCCAACUUGACGGUACCUUUCACCAUGGCGCAUUUAAUGCCGGCAUGAAAAUGGUCUUCAGUGACAGCACUGCCUGGAUGGUUCGUUUCCCUCGUAUAGGGAAGGUCUGUGACGACUACACCGACGAGAAGGUUGCCAUGGAGGUGACGGCCCUGAGUCUCAUCCGCAACAGGACUAACAUUCCCGUCCCGAGAGUCCAGGCCGACCUUCUCCUGGACCCCAACGCCGAGCGCCCCAGCAGAGUCAUGAGGGAGGACGUCAGCGAUCGUGAUAUUGAAGUUAUCUACAGACAGUUGGCGAAUUUCCUGCUUCAGCUUUUCAACCUCGAUUCUGACCGGAUUGGCAGCCUGCCGUCGCCACAGAUUGAAGCCAAAAGCCCUACUCCGCCACGGCCACUAACAUUUAAGGCACAUAGCAUCCUACAAAAUGGAGGAGUUGACACUUUCGGUGACCGAGCCAAGGGGUUUGCGACGACCGCCGAGUAUUUUCAAUACGUCGCCGGGCAGGACUGGGAGCAGCUCGUUCACCAGCCGAACUCGACUGUUGGUCCAUAUGAUGCUAAAAACAAAUAUUUGGUGUUCAAGGUCCUAAAAAGCCUGAUACCGGACUUGGUCCACGCGAAGUAUGACCGUUGCAAGUUUAAGCUGAUUUGUGACGACCUCGGCUUGGCGAACCUGAUUGUCCGUGGCAGGGAAGACUUCACUGUCGUUGGAGUAGUGGACCUCGAGUGGUCAUACAUCGGACCCGCCCAGCUGUUCGGCUCAGCACCAUGGUGGCUUCUCCAAGACAGGCCCGUCAACAGCACGUGGGACUACAAGGGCGACAAGCCGCCCCAGAUUGCCGCCCGGUACUUUAAAUGCCUAGCGAUUUUCAUAUGUAUCUUGGAGGAGGAAGAGGCAAAAAUGCCAGGGCACGAAGAGAGAGAGCUCUCCAAUCUCAUGAAGUGGUCGCAAGCCUCCGGGGUCAUGUGGCUGCACAUACUCCUCUCAUCUGGCUUCAACGACCAUCGCAGCUUUCCUUUUACACAGCUGCGCCAACAUGUGGGGGCUACUGAGUGGGCAAGGCGUGAGAAGGAAUUUGAGAACGCAAAAGAACUCGAGGCAUUCGCAUCGCGGAAGGUGAGCGAGUUGGAUAAGUAUGAUGAAGCCUUGGAGAAGAUGGAGGAGAACAAAGCGCUCAAUCGGCACUAG